Molecule: messenger RNA, 747 nt
Organism: Gloeophyllum trabeum ATCC 11539
Lineage: Eukaryota; Fungi; Basidiomycota; Agaricomycetes; Gloeophyllales; Gloeophyllaceae
Exons: 4
Coding region: 1-747 (248 amino acids)
Source: RefSeq, a predicted model, not a curated record
AUGUCUCAAACACAAUCGGUAGCAGUUGUAGAUUUAAAGACGAGGGCAGUACAGCUGGCCACAGAGCUGUCCUCAAGGGAACAUUUUUGGCAUGCUGCGAAGGAACUCCUCACUUUCAAGUCACUUUCGUCUUCUGAUUUUGUGAGGCAUUCGAGGAAGAUUUCUCGGACCCGACUGACCGAGUCACAUAUACCUUUGUCCAAACACGUCGUUUGCACACCCGGUCACGAGCCAUACAGAGCUAUUUACAUCGACCUACUGGAAGCAUUACAAACCAAGCAGUACCUUAUCGACGAUGUCCGACUUCGAGGCUGGUUCUCUUCCCUUUCAUUAGAAACUCGAGUCAAGCAGUUGCUCGUGCCACUAACGAGUACCUCCACGGCUAGCGGCAGCAUCAAAGUUACGGGGGGCUCCGCUGAAGAUCAUAUGCCCUCCGAGCAGUCCAACCGCUCGAACAGUCAUUAUCAUCCUUAUGACAGGCCUGGAAAUCAAGCUUUUCGCGCACACAGUGGCAUUCCUAAGCGCGAUACAUCUAUGCCGCCGCCAGACGAACUGCCGCUGGUUUCCAAGAAACCAAAAAUCAAUGACCGCAAGCCAUUCCAUGACCCUUGGUUAAUCUUCGAUGAGGAUCAAACCGACCAUGACUCUCCGGAAAUUCUGGAGAGCCUUGGAACACCUAGCCUUGUCCCACAACGUGGGCGUAUUAGAGGGAAGUUCGGGAUAUUCUGCACUAAAAAGACGCGAUGA